AUGGCACCAUUGAGCAACACCGCCCUGGCACCUGCUAUCAGCAAUCAUUUGUCACAUCCCCCGGCCUUCUUACCUCCAUCCUUUUCGUCCAUCACCACUCGCGACGAUGCUUCCGAUGCUGCCCGUGCGAAGAAAAAGAAGGAGAGGAUCCGCAACAUUCUGAUCAUCGCCAUUAACCCGGUGACUCUCAUUGUUGUUGUAAUGGUGUUCUACUACCUCAUCAAGGGCAUCCGGAACGAAAUCCGCUACCGUCGCCAGAAGAAAAAGAACGACCUCGAGGAGCUGGCGAUACAGCAAGAAUGGGAGCGCCAGUGGAACACCCAGUUCGGCAUUGGGUCCAACAACUACAUACCUCCGAAAACGGCGCCGGUCGGGGAAGGCGGAGCAGUAGCACAACCUGGCAACAGCAAUACCAAUGCCAACGCCAACGAGACACCACGGGCGGCUUCUUUUCCAUCUUCCACUGGCGAUGGCCACGCAGCAAUACGGCGACAGUACCCGCCAUACCGGUAG
Molecule: messenger RNA, 513 nt
Organism: Sporothrix brasiliensis 5110
Lineage: Eukaryota; Fungi; Ascomycota; Sordariomycetes; Ophiostomatales; Ophiostomataceae
Exons: 1
Coding region: 1-513 (170 amino acids)
Source: RefSeq, a predicted model, not a curated record